Molecule: messenger RNA, 1362 nt
Organism: Botrytis deweyae
Lineage: Eukaryota; Fungi; Ascomycota; Leotiomycetes; Helotiales; Sclerotiniaceae
Exons: 7
Coding region: 1-1362 (453 amino acids)
Source: RefSeq, a predicted model, not a curated record
AUGUUUGUCGUUUUUCGAGAGUCAUUGGCUCAAUUUCAGACCAUGAUUAUGUUAAUUUUCAUACUGGUCUGGGGACUCUUAAGUGGACUUGCAGCUUCUACAACUUCAACUGAUAUCAACGCAAAUUUCUUUUAUCUUACUCUUGAUCCAAAUGCAACAAUAACAACUUUCCAAAGUAUUCAAGUGGUUCCCUCCUCCUCCAACGCACUAGUCAUCCCAGGCAAUGUUCAAGCUAUAUGGCCUGCGCUUCAAAACAAUAAAGGUAUUAUUCAAACCGUGGUUGCAAACCAAGGAAGCAUCGGAGAGUGGUUUUACAUUGGAUUAGAAUUUUGUUGCACACCUGAAGACUGGCAAGCUGAUAAAGCUCAGCAGGUAUAUCCAGGAGAUCGUAUCACUACAAAGUACCAAUUGAUGAGUGCAAGUACUGGAGUAUAUAAUGUUACAUGGAAGGUUGAGAGGGGUUACUCCGGUAUUCAAGCUGCCGAGAUGUCCUUUACUGCAGAAUCUCUUUUCAAUCCUCAAGAGCAUCAAGUAGAAUAUGCUAACGAGGAUAAUCAACAGCAACCCCUGGCACUUUUCGCAAUCGAAACACAAGGAGGAAGUAAGUGGGACUUUGGGCCAGUUCAAUGGGACCAAAUCACUAUACAAGCCGACACCACUAGAAUUCACGGACCUACCAAUAAUACGGACUUCCAACAUUACUUUUCCACUCCCACGGUUUUCGUCUCCGACAAUCAAGUAAUCUGCGAAUAUUCUUCGCUGAUCUUUGGUGACACAAAACCACCUGCAGCUCUCUCAUCUCUCGCAACCUCACACACUGAAUCUGGACCCACCACACAAGAUCUGGUUUUCUCACCUACCACAAGCUCAAAAGCUGCAGUUUUCGUAUAUCGUCAAGAGCCACCUCUUCCAACACCAAGUCUCGAUGGCCCAGGUAAUGCUCCCACCUCGACGCUCUCGAACGGCCUUCCAGAUCCCUCCUAUUCUGCGCUUUCAGCUUCCUGGGAAUCAGCCAAUAACUACUUCAGUUCCUACAAUUCAGUCCAAAUGUCUAAAUACACCGUCGCACUAGAAGUCGAUCUGAAGAGCGUCUUUGGAACUACUACCAUCACGACGGUGGAUGGGGAUAGUGCGUUGACUACCAUCACAACAGAUAACUACAAAGCAUGGGCUACCGCUUACGCCGCGGCACAUGGAAAUGAAACGGGUAAUUCUACAAUUGCGGAUGCUGAUCAAGAUGCUGUCCACCUUGUUCCGAUGCCCCUUCCGUGGUUAAUGGCUAUGCUUGUCAUCAUGAGCUCGGUGAUCGUGGGUGCUGCUGCUUUUUUUAUCUACAGGCCUAGACACAGGGAGGUUUCAUGA